This is a messenger RNA of Hansenula ciferrii, 381 nucleotides long. RefSeq lists its product as uncharacterized. Bases 1 to 381 code for a protein of 126 amino acids. NCBI's taxonomy places the organism in Eukaryota, Fungi, Ascomycota, Saccharomycetes, Phaffomycetales, Wickerhamomycetaceae. The record is from RefSeq and is a predicted model, not a curated record. The transcript has a single exon.
AUGCAACUAGCAACAGCUUUGAUUCAAGGACUUUUACUAUCAGGUGCUAUUGCCUUACCGGUCUCUGAACCAACUAAUUAUCCAGCUGAUACCAUCGAAGCGGACAACACUACUAGUGGGAACCUCACAGUUGAAGGAGGACUUGACGGAUCGCAUGAGAAACUUUGUUUUGAAGCCAAUAAAAGUGUUCGUUGUGCUGGUGGUAAUGUCAAAAAUUGCGUUUCAAAGUACACAUCUAGUAAGAUUGGUAAUGCUAAACAAGGUACUAGUUAUUGUUCUUUCUGGUGCAGCAAAAACAAAAAUAUUAAUGAUUGUAAAACCAACAAAAAAAAGUUCAAUUAUCAUCCAGAAUUUGCUUGUGCUGACCAAGACUAUUGUUAA